Molecule: messenger RNA, 1381 nt
Organism: Paraphaeosphaeria sporulosa
Lineage: Eukaryota; Fungi; Ascomycota; Dothideomycetes; Pleosporales; Didymosphaeriaceae
Product: MFS general substrate transporter
Exons: 2
Coding region: 242-1252 (336 amino acids)
Biological process (GO): transmembrane transport
Cellular component (GO): fungal-type vacuole membrane
Molecular function (GO): transmembrane transporter activity
Source: RefSeq, a predicted model, not a curated record
GGUGUUUGCAGGCAUGCUGGUUAUCACGAAUACGUGGGGCAUGACUGCAACUUUUGGGGUGUUCCAAAGUUAUUACACGACGGAGUUGGGGAUGGAGCCGAGUGCAGUGAGCUGGAUAGGGUCAAUGCAGAUGCUGGGGCAUUUUGGACUGGGAUGAACGGUCAUUCGCGUUGCAAAAUGAUCACCCAAUCGACACCACCUCUUACUGUGUAGAAACGCAAAACGCUAACUCAGCCCAGGCAUGUUCACGGGCCGCGCCCUCGACGCCGGGUUCUUCCACUGGGUCGUCGUUCCCGGCAUGCUCCUCUCUGCGCUCGGCAUCUUCCUCACCAGCCUCUGCCAUACCUACUGGCAGUUCUUCCUUGCGCAGGGCCUCAUGAACGGCAUCGGCAAUGGCUGCCAAUUCGCGCCCUCCAUGUCUUUGGUAACUACCUAUUUUGCGCGCAAUCGCAGCGCUGCCCUCGCCGUCAUGGCCUGCGGUUCCGCCAUCGGUGGCCUUCUCUAUCCCACCAUCGCCCGCCAGCUCCUCCCGCAGCUCGGCUUCCAAUGGACGGUCCGCGUAAUGGGCUUCAUAAUGCUCGCCGUCGGCGCAGUAUAUACCUCGCUCCUCCGGCCGCGCCUCCCACCCCGCAAAAGCGGUCCCCUGUUCGAACUCAGCGCCUUCCGCGAGGCGCCAUACACGCUCUACGCCAUCGGGCUGUUCCUCGUGUGCCUGGGCGUGUACUUCGCGUUCUACUACAUCUCCGCGUACGCCGUCAACGUCAUCGGCGUCUCCUACGGCACAUCCAUCAACCUCAUCCUCAUUCUCAACGGGAUGGGGCUCCCCGGCCGCCUCAUCCCGGGGUACAUCGCGAACCGCUGGCUGGGGCCGUACAACACGCUCAUCCCGCUGACCUUCAUCACCUCGCUGCUCAUGUACUGCUGGGCGGCCGUCAAGACAAAGGCCUCGCUGUACGCGUUUACAAUCCUGUAUGGCUUCUUCAGCGCGGGAUUCCAGGGCUUGUUCCCCGCGGUGAUGGCGAAUUUGACAAAAGACAUGAGUAAGGUGGGGACGAGGAAUGGGAUGGGGUUGAGUGUGGUUGGGUGGGCGAGUUUGUGUGGGCCGCCGAUCGCGGGGGCGUUGAUUCAGAGGAGCGGUGGAGAUUAUCUUGCGGCGCAGGUGUGGGCGGGGACGAUGAUGUUGGUGGGUAGUUGUACGAUUUUGGCGGGGAGGGUGUGUAUCACUGGGUGGAGGAUUAGGGAGAGGGUUUGAUAGUCAAUCGAGGAACCAUUUAAACUGCUUUUUGAGUUCGUGUGCACCAAGGUGGGUGGAGCGGGUUGGGGAUCGAAGUGCUGUAUGAAUGGGCCAUUGCGGCACACGAAGGAAUAGAAGGGAGUCAUA